Messenger RNA from Didymodactylos carnosus, 252 nucleotides. NCBI's taxonomy places the organism in Eukaryota, Metazoa, Rotifera, Eurotatoria, Philodinida, Philodinidae. The record is from the annotation of a GenBank genome assembly.
AUGAUCCAUAUACGUCUGCGCAUAUUUUUAUUCAAAGAAAGUGAUAAAAGGACAUUUGAUAUGAUUUUUAUCUUUGAUGGAGAAAAUAAUUUAUUUAUGUGUUAUGAUUUGUUAGCAUAUCAACAUUCACAUGAUAAUAAAAAUCAUUCACAAGUUGAUGAAACACAAAAUGAACACAAAAAAAAUGUUCGUGUACAACCACCAGAUAAGAAUAAUGGGAAAUGGAAUCAAUUUGCAUUUUUAAAAGGUUAG